Tuber aestivum (summer truffle) is the source of this 3340-nucleotide messenger RNA. The record is from the annotation of a GenBank genome assembly. NCBI's taxonomy places the organism in Eukaryota, Fungi, Ascomycota, Pezizomycetes, Pezizales, Tuberaceae.
AUCCAGCGGCUCAUCCCUUCAUUCCCGGCGGUUGCUGCAUCGCAGAAUAUAGGAGUCCCCCACCUCCCAUACCUUCCAUAAAUUACGGUUUAAACAACAGUUCUAUUAUCACGUAUUUGCGUUUUUUCUUUUUCUUUUCUUCACCCUGCAUUCUUACAGCUCUGUGGAUAUAAUAUAGCGUGCGCCAGUCGUAUCGACAGCCAGGAACAAGAUGGACAUGGAGCAGCUAAAGGACCAGUGGGUUGUAGCGGAGGAGCAAGAUGGUGUUCGUUUGAGGUAAAGAAGAAGAAGAAGAAGAAAGAAAAACUGCUAUACCCAUAACCACAAUCCCCCGCAGAUAACCUCAUCUGUCUACGUUUGUGAUAGCUGACCCCCGCUAUUCCGGAGGCCCUUAGUUGGAACGUUUUUCCCAGUAAUCGCCUAGAAUCUAGUCGGCUUGUUGUUCCUAUCGGUGUCCUCUACACUCCCCUUAAAGAAAAAGAGCAGCUGCCUGUUCAGUACGAGCCAGUAACAUGCAAAGCACCAUGUCGAGCUGUUCUAAAUCCGUACUGGUUUGUUUCACAAAGAUUCUUUUCUAUUGUCACCAAUUGGGUUUCUGACGGUGAUAUAGUCAGGUAGAUUAUCGUGCGAAGCUUUGGAUCUGCCCCUUCUGUUUGCAGAGGAACCAGCUCCCGCCUCAUUAUAAAGACAUUGGUCCAAAUUCAUGGCCUCUCGAGUUGUCUCCUUCUUCCUCUACAAUCGAGUACAAACUGGCUCGCCCAGCCCCGGCACCCCCAAUAUUCUUGUUUGUGGUGGAUACCUGCCAGGAGGAGGAUUCCUUGAAGGCUCUCAAGGACUCUUUGAUCAUGAGCUUGAGCUUGCUUCCUCCGCAUGCGCUGGUCGGGCUGAUUACUUAUGGUACUAUGGUAAUUUUAUUUUUUAUUUUUCCUGUUUCUUCCUGAUGCGGUAGUUUCUAAAAAAAAAUCAAAAAAAAUCAAUCCAGACCCAUGUUCACGAGCUUGGAUACACUGAGUGCGCCAAAUCCUACGUUUUUCGGGGGAACAAGGAGUAUUCCGCCAAGCAAGUUCAGGAGAUGCUCGGACUUCUUGCUGCCGGCCUUCGCCCUCAGCAGGCACCUAUGGCCCCUGGACGUCCCCAGCCUCAUAUGCCACCAUCGUCGCGCUUCCUUUUGCCUGUCCAGCAGUGCGAGUUCCAAUUGACAAAUGCUCUCGAACAACUUCAGAAGGAUCCCUGGCCUGUGGCUAAUGACAAGCGUCCAUUGAGAUGUACUGGAGUUGCGUUGAGUGUUGCGGUAGGACUCUUGGAGACGUCUUUUGCAAAUACUGGUGCUAGGAUCAUGCUGUUUGCUGGAGGCCCUGGAACCGAAGGCCCCGGAAUUGUUGUUGGGCCGGAGCUCAGAGAGCCCAUUAGAUCUCAUCACGACAUUGAGAGAGACAAUAUCAAGUACUAUAAAAAGGCUACUAAGGUAAGGGCGGUGUUUUCGAAUUCUAUUUUUAAUUUUAAUUUUUUUGACAUUACCUUUUCAUAGUUCUACGAAAAUAUGGCCAAGAGGACGGCACAUAACGGCCAUAUCAUUGAUAUCUUUGCCGGCUGUUUGGAUCAGGUUGGGCUGCUGGAAAUGAAAUCGCUUGCCAACUCUACUGGUGGACAUAUGAUCCUUACCGACAGUUUUACAUCCUCCAUGUUCAGGCAGAGUUUUGUCAAGAUUUUCGAUAAGGAUACUGCCGACAAUCUCUUGAUGGGCUUUAAUGCUUCGUUGGAAGUUUUGACUACUAAGGAAUUGAAGGUCACCGGUUUGAUUGGCCACGCGGUUUCAAUGAACAAGAAAUCAACAUCCGUUGGUGAGACAGAAUGCGGUAUCGGUAAUACUUGCUCAUGGAAGAUGUGUGGACUCAGCCCCACAACCUCAGUCGCGACCUACUUUGAGAUUGCCUCCCAGGCGGGCCCAGCUCAGCAGCAACAAGGGCCCCAGAAGGGCCUCAUUCAAUAUCUGACCUAUUAUCAGCACUCUUCCGGCCAAUUCCACCUAAGAGUUACAACUAUUGGUCGUGACCUUAGCGGCCCUACUGGUGAUCCAUCGGUCGCCCACUCCUUUGACCAGGAAACUGCGGCUGUGCUUAUGGCCAGAAUUGCAGUCUUUAAGGCAGAGGUUGAUGACGGACCAGAUGUGCUGAGAUGGGUCGACCGAAUGCUUAUCAGGUUGUGCUCGAGGUUCGCAGACUACCGCAAGGAUGAUCCUACGUCAUUCAGAUUGGAGAAGAACUUUACUUUGUAUCCGCAAUUUGUCUUCCAUCUGCGUCGUAGUCAAUUUUUGCAGGUCUUCAAUAACUCCCCUGACGAAACAGCUUUCUACCGGCAUGUCAUCAAUCGUGAAGAUGUUGGAAACUCUCUUAUCAUGAUUCAACCUACCCUUGACACAUACACUUUUGAUGAGCCACCCCGUCCUGUUCUUCUGGAUUCUACAUCCAUCCAGCCUAAUCACAUCCUGCUACUCGAUACCUUCUUCCACAUUCUCAUAUUCCAUGGCGAGACCAUCGCCGAGUGGAAGAAGGUCGGAUACCAGGACCAAGACGGGUACGAGAACUUCAAGGAGCUGUUGGAAUUGCCCAAGGAAGACGCCAGGGCGAGUACCUAUCCUGUCGCCAAUAAUAAAUAUCACUAAUAUAAAUGCCAAUGCAGGAACUGAUUGCUGACCGCUUCCCGCUACCACGAUUCAUCGUCUGCGAUGCUGGUGGUUCCCAAGCACGUUUCCUCCUAUCAAAACUUAACCCAUCGACAACUCACACGUCUGGCGGAUACGGUGGUGUUCCGCAAAAUGCUCAGACUAUAUUCACCGACGACGUCUCACUGCAAACAUUUAUGGAACAUCUAAUGAAGUAAAUGCCCCCUCUACGUUUUCCAGAUGUUUGUGCAUUCCUCUAACCGCUAUUACAGACUUGCUGUUACUGGGACCAACUAGAUUCGGUCCCUUUUUUUUUUUUUUUUUUUCCUUCUUGCUAGUUUAAUAUGGGAGAAAGCGGUUGUAGUUCUUGUGUUCCUCAAUCUCACUCUAUUUUCUACUGUUGCUCCGUUCCCCGCCCACCUCCUUAGGUUGAAUAAAAUUGGGGCAGCCGUUUCACGUGAACUUAGCUUGAGAAAUCUAUUGUUCCUUUCUUAUGCCUUGUGGAAGUUGAUGAGAAAUGAAUCUGAUAAGAAAGGGGGAUUGGUGGGGGCGAUUUCUGCGUACGGUAUGGAAAGUGGAGAAGAAGAGAGGGGUAUCAUAAAUACCGACUGAACGGACUUGGUCCGACAGAGAGUUCGCGCAGCCCGACCUGGGUGGGAGCUAUCAAUAGUGUUCCCA